Pyrgilauda ruficollis (rufous-necked snowfinch) is the source of this 13036-nucleotide messenger RNA. RefSeq names its product AF4/FMR2 family member 2 (gene AFF2). Gene Ontology annotation, cellular component: nucleus; nuclear speck. The record is from RefSeq and is a predicted model, not a curated record. The transcript has 22 exons. Gene Ontology annotation, molecular function: G-quadruplex RNA binding. Bases 78 to 3932 code for a protein of 1284 amino acids. Gene Ontology annotation, biological process: regulation of RNA splicing. Lineage: Eukaryota; Metazoa; Chordata; Aves; Passeriformes; Passeridae.
CGCGCCGGCUCGGCUCGGCUCGGCUCUGCGGGGCGGGGAGGGGGCACCACUUCUCUGAGUCUCCCCACCACAUCGUUAUGGACCUAUUCGACUUUUUCAGGGACUGGGACUUAGAGCAGCAGUGUCACUAUGAGCAAGACCGGAGUGCACUUAAGCGGAAGGAAUGGGAGAGAAGAAACCAGGAAGUCCAGCAAGAUGAAGAUCUCUUUGCUUCAGGUUUUAACCUCUUUGGGGAACCCUACAAGACAAAUAAAGGCGACGCCCUUGCAAACCGUGUCCAGAACACAUUGGGAAAUUAUGAUGAGAUGAAGGAUCUGUUAACCAACCACUCCAACCAGAGCCACCUUGUAGGAAUCCCAAAGAAUUCUGUCCCACAGACACCCAUUGACAAAAAUGAACAGAACUUUUUCCCAGAACCGAGGAACAGGAUGAUCCCAUCUCAUCAGAUCAGCGGCAACUCAUCAACAUCAAUGCCUCCACCUUCUUCAUUGUCAUCUAAUUCUGCUUUGCUGCACAGCCACCAGAGCAGCAGGAAGUCGAGGACAGACUGGUCACGCAGUGGUCACAACUCCAGUGGGGCCCAGCCAAGCCAAUCCAGUGGUCAGCAGAGUCGGACAAAGCACAGCUCUUCUCAUGACCAGUCACAGGGCAGGUAUGAAGAUCUCUAUAACUGCCAGAGUGAGCAGCAUAAGAGUGGGGGAGCUGAGGAAGCAAAUGCUAUGGCAACAUCUUCACAUUCGAGAAGGCACACUCAUGCAAAGUCAGCACCUGGAGAACACACUUACAAAGAAAACAGUCAUUCGAAGUCACCCACAGAGCUUGAGUUUGUAGGCCAUGGUCCUGGAUCUCCACUUCCUUCCACUUCUUUGUUAACUGCAAACAAUGGUCUUUCCACUCAGAAUUUCCCGCCAGGACUUCACUGUAAGAACAGCAUGGUCCAGCAAAAGCCUACAGCUUAUGUCAGGCCUAUGGAUGGUCAGGACCAGGUACCCAAUGACUCACCUGAACUGAAACCCCCAAUAGAGAUUGAGAGUGGAUAUGGAAAUCAGUCCUUUGGAGCACUGCUGGAAGGAAAAGUGAACACACCUAGCUCGAAGAACAAAGUACCAAAGCUCAACAUUCCUCCUGUUAGUGAAGUUGCCCUUCCCAAUGACUCCAGCUGUGUGGAAGAAAUACUGCGGGAGAUGACCCAUUCCUGGCCUCCUCCUCUCACUGCUAUUCACACUCCGGGCAAGGCUGAGCAGACCAAGUUUUCUAUCCCAAGCAAGGAUUCCCAACAUCUGACCUCAGGAUACAAUGUACAAAAGUGGAGUGAUCCAGCAGGGAAAGUUGCAACUAAGUCAGUGCCACAAAAGUCAAUGCUUGAGGAUGAUCUAAAACUCAGCAGUGAUGAAGAUGAUAAUGAACAGGCUGCCGAAAAGACAAAAUUGAGAAACAUUCCUGUAAACAGCCUGCCAGUGCCAGUGGCACACGCCGCUGGCUUGGCCCAUUCCAGCGGCGGCUCCGGCAGCUCCAGCGAGUCCGAGAGCAGCUCCGAGUCCGACUCCGACAGCGAGAGCAGCUCCAGCGACAGCGAGUGCAACGGGGAGUCACGCAGUGCCACGCCAGAGCCCGAACCCCCCUCAACAAACAAAUGGCAGCUGGAUAAAUGGCUAAAUAAGGUGAACCCCCACAACAAGACCAUCAUCAACAAUCAAAAUGAGCCUCACAGUGAGAGCAGCUCCCAGGCCCAGAGCAACCAGCAGGCCGAAGGGCCAAACAAAGGGAAGCUCAACAGCAGCCUGCCCCCGACCGAUUCCAAAGACCGGGCGAUCCUUAGUCCCAUCCGAGAGAAAGCCAAACCACGGGUUGCCCAGAAAACCCCAGAGGCAAAAAGCUCCAAGCAGAAGUCACCAGCUCAUAAUGAGCCAACUUCACAAAGGACUACUGGGAAAAAGCAACCCAAAAAGGUAGAAAGGACUUCCAGUGUAGAAGAGUAUAACUGGCCCAAACCAAAUAAUACCAGCAACACUCCCAAAGAAAAAGACACACAGGAACCCCCCGAGCAGCCAAAGGUUCGAACUAAAGCAGCAGUUGGGAAGACAGCUCCAAGGAAAGAACCACGAACUAGCACAGGUCUCACUUCAGAGAAGAAAAAGUACAGAGGCCCCAGCAAAAUUGUCCCAAAGUCCCGGGAGUUCAUUGAAACGGAUUCAUCUACUUCUGAUUCAAACACAGACCAGGAGGAGAGCUUGCAGGCCAAGGUGCUGCCAGCCUGCACUGGGUCUGGCAGUGGUGUCAAAGUGAAGGACUCUGGCAGUAACAUCCUCAGCGUAAGUAGCUUAACCAGCAAUGGCAGCAACACAUCCAUUGACCAGACCAGCAAUGACCUGGAGGAGCAGCUCUUUUCUCCUAUCCCAAUAGUACAAAACGAACUUCUGUCCCCACUGAGAGAAUAUGAAGAACUCAAAUCUCUGUGGGUGAAAAUAGACCUUAGUUUACUCUCUAGGAUACCUGGACAGGAAACUUUUGAGACCACAUCUGUGAAAAGUGACCCAAGAGAGGCAAAUGUGAAACACAGGCGACCAUCUCGAGAGUCCCCUACCCCAGCAGCUGAAAAACCCUCCACAAAAUCCAAAAGGAAACACAAGCAGACAGAAAGCCUGGAUACCUUUGUGGAAAGCAAGAAGCCGCGCCUGGAGGACCCUCCUGCUUCCUGUCUGCUCCCACCUUGUAUCUCUCCAAUACCGAACCACAGAAUAACCAGCACGAAAGAGAGCAGCACUAGCUCGGUGAAGAAGGUGACAAAGAAAAGAGAAGAGAAGCUGUUCCCUCCUCCCUUGUCCCCACUCUUGGACGACCCUGUGCACCGGCGGCACAGCAGUGACAACAGCUCCUUCAGCCAGGAGCCCACUGUCACUAACACCUCACAGACCAGCAGCUCUUCCUCCUCUGUUUCUAAACACAGAAAGAAUGAAAAUAAAUCUUCUUCUAACCCCAAAGGAAUCUGUGAGGAAGAAUCUCACAGUACACCCACAGCCAACACUCUUCUUGACACCAGCCAUCUAGAGCCAGACAUCUGGUCUGCAAUGCCAACGCUUUCCAAUGGGAAUUCUGAGCCCAGAAGACCCAAAAUAACAUUUGAUGAUGUGCUGCACAAUGCAGAUUAUUACAUGCAAGAAGCUAAGAAGCUGAAGCAUAAAGCCGAUGCACUGCUGGAGAAGUUCGGUAAAGCAGUGAAUUAUGCUGAUGCUGCCCUCUCCUUCAUCGAGUGCGGGAACGCUAUGGAGCGAGAUCCAUUAGAAGCUAAAUCUCCAUACACCAUGUACUCAGAGACUGUGGAACUCAUCAGGUAUGCAAUGAGACUCAAGAAUUUCACAGGCUCUUCUGCCACAGAAGGGGACAAGAAAUUAGCAGUUUUAUGCUACCGAUGCUUAUCACUUCUCUACUUGAGAAUGUUUAAACUAAAGAAGGACCAUGCUAUGAAGUACUCCAGAUCUCUGAUGGAAUAUUUUAAGGGUUUUACAAGGUGCUACACAGACGUGAAAGGCAGAAUGAGUAAGCAGAACUCUUCAAAAGCCUCACAGGCCCCCUCACCUUGGGGCGGCAAUGGAAAGAGCACAGAAACCCCCUCGCCCAUGUCCCUGAGCCCGUCCCCUGUCAGCUCUGCUGGAAGCAGCUCGGGCAGCGCGGGCUCGUCCUCGGCGGGGACCAUCACCAUCCCGCAGCGCAUCCACCACAUGGCUGCCAGCCACGUCAACAUCACCAACAACGUCCUGCGCAGCUACGAGCACUGGGACAUGGCUGACAAGCUGACCAAGGAGAACAAAGAGUUCUUUGUAGAGCUGGACUCAGUGAUGGGACCCUUAACACAACACAGCAGUAUGACCAAUCUGGUUCGUUACGUUCGCCAGGGACUCCACUGGCUCCGCAUCGAGGCUCAUUUGUUGUAGUGACUGCUGCCCUGCUCAUGACAUCCCCAUUCUUCUACCUCUACCAGCGCAGAGACGAUCACUGGUGGAACUCCACUCAUUUUUGGAAGUUUAUUCAUGUAACUUCAUUUUUAUUGCCUUUUUUAAUAUCCUAUCUAUUGGAAGUAGAAGUCACCAUAAAUGAAACUUAUGACUCAAGAGCAGUAUGUGUUGUACCAUCUAAUCAUCUUUGACAAUUUUCUAUGCCUUGUGUCUCCUGGAUCCUGCCAUCCUUAUGUGCUUUAUGGAACGGUACAUUCCCUGCAGUGUUGUUUUAAGUCCAUGCUGCCUUCAAGUGAAAACAAAAAAAGCACUUUGAGAAGAUAUGGAUUCCUGAGAAAUAGUACAAAGCGUCUUAAAUAUUUGAGGGUAUAUAUGAGAAGUCCCUUCUGAAAUAAAUUAGUAGAAGUUAUAGCUAUUCAUUCAAAAUCAUCUUCUGAACCUGAACCAAGCUUUUUGACGCUUAAUUCUGGCAUCAUUACCCGACUCAGUACAUUCCUAAGAUUUCAUACUCCCUCUGGGUUUAAUCUCUAAAAGAGAAUGUUGAAUAUCUUACAGGUACAUAAUGUAAGAUCACCAAAGGUGUUAAGAGGUAAAAGGUUGAAGGAAUGCCUCAUUAAAGAAUGAUGACACACUAUGCAAUGAGGUUUUGAUAUUCCAUUCUUCCUGUUUAUUGUUGGCUUAAUCAUUUCAGUAGGCAGCAGAAUUUAUUGCAGUUUUUAGGCAGUUUCAAAAUAUUAGCUUUCUUAGUCUUAUCUACCAUUACCGUACUAAAUCUGUGAAUUUUCUUUCUGUUUUACUGUUUAGUCUCAAACAAAUACUUAUCCAAGAUUUUUCUUCACAGAACAAUCUCUCCUUGCAUAGUGACUCACUGAAAGCAGAUUUUAACAGGACUGCUGCACUCUAAGCAUUGAUAUUGUAUGUAGAAGUCCAUUAAUAAGUGUAUGCAGAUUCUCCAUGAACUAUCUAGAAGUUUAACUAACCAGCUACUGUUGAAACAUUAUAAUUCCAUGUGGCAUCAAUUUUCACCUGUUUUGUUCAUUUCAGAGCAUUAGAAACGAACAGUAUUAUCUUGCUAUCUUGAAAACAUUGUCAAAUUAAAUAAAAUCACCAGAUUUACCCAAAAGCAAUAUAACAUUUGUUUAAUAAUGGCCAUGAAUACUUCAGUCAGAUUACCUUUUUUCCAAGCUCUGCAUCUGUUUACCCAUGCUGUCAUGUUUUGGACCAUUCCUCUAAUGCGUGAAUAAUAAUGAGACAAUUCAGAUAGAAUUUCAAAGCAAUUGUGAAUAAAUUGCACCAUUUCACAUUUGCUCUUUCCUCUUGUUUUUUUCCCUGUUAUAAACUGCACUGCUCUUCUGGUGCCACUGCAAGAAGCGCUGGUGCAUGAAACAAAACAAAAUGAAUUUAUAUCAAUAAUUCACAAGACUUUAAAUGGUCUCAUCUCAUUCUUGAUAUAACGCCUGCAUACCUUACUGAACUGUAAAUUCCAUUUCUAUAAACAGAAAACGCUCAUAGCAAUGUAAAUAUUAUUCUGUCUCAUCUCAUUGAAAUAAUACAAUAUGUGUAUUAAAUGCCAUCCAGACAUUAGUUAAUUGCAAUUACCUUCCGCUAUAUAAACCUGUAUAUUCUUUUAUCUGGUGAGUUAUUGGAUUCUACUCACUGGGUUGUGACCAGAUAAACAGGACAAAUUUGCAUUUAAAAGGUUCAGACUGUUAAGAUUUUUAGAGCAGGCCUUGGAUAUUUGCAAUAAGAGCAGUUUAAGGACUCUGCCCAGUGCACAUUUAAGACAAACAUUUCUGUAGCUGUAGCAUAUUAGCUCCCUGUAGUACUACCUUUUCUUAAAAAUCAAUAAUUCCUAACAUUUUGUUCCACAAGCCUGUAUUGUAAACACAGCCAACGUGCAUCAUUAGAGAAAUUAUGCAGUGUAGGGUUUCUGCUAAGGACGUUUGCAGAACAUGCCCAUCCUGUAUUAUCUGCACAUUCCUGUUCCUGAAGUGGUUGAUUCACCCUUAUCUGUUCUCUGAGGGUUUCAGUAACACGGCUGAAACCUGAAUCUGACACAUUGGUCAUGCCAACUCUGGCCCCAGUAGCUAAUGAAUAAAACCACAGCAGUGAGAACUAUUCAGAAAUGUAGAUGAAUGGUGGUGGUCAGGGUUUUUUAAAAGAAAAAGAAAAUUAAACAUUUGAAAUAAUUUUUUUAACAGUUUGGGUACUUAAGAUGAGCUAAGGUUGGGCUGAUUUUGUCAUAAGCCAGAGUUUUCCAUUCUUUUUGCAAGUAACUACUCAGUCUAAUUAAGUGCAUAGUCAUCCCUUGCUCCUUUAAUGUAGGUUGAAAUCCAAGACUUCCAUGCAUUUACAAGGGAUAGCAAUGUCUUGAAAGACAGUCUUCAGACACAGGACUCUUCAGAGUUUGCUGCAGUCGCUCAGUAAUCACCAUAUAUUAUCUUUUCCCUGUUGCUUGUGGUAAACAGGCUCCUAUCUCUGAAUUUACCCCACGAUCACAAUCUUUUGCUUAAACAGCUUAAGGAAUUAGCCCUCCUGAUUUUGUAUCCUGUGACUUAGGUUGAAAUGUAUGCUGAAUCAAUGGCAUGAUGAUAAUAAGUCCAGCAGUCAAGUCUAGGAUCACAAGCCAACUUACUAUUUAGCAGUCUUGUUUCAAAAGCGGCUUAGAAACAAAUUAAAUAUGGAGAGUAAAUUACUGUCUUAUCCCUGGGGAUGAUGCUUCUUUUGGGUUAGUUAUUAAGGAUUAUUGCACUUUUACAAGCACUAUAUUCAUCUCAUUUCAAUUGCCAACAUGUCAUCUUUGUGGAAUCAUUUUACCCCUUAAAAUAUUACUUCCAGCAGAGCUAAUCAAAUAAUAUUGUUUGUUUGUUUCAAUCCAUGGGGAAGCAGCAUGUCUGUGCUUGGGCUUUUGCAAUGUCUGCACUUAAAACUGCCCAAGUUAAGCUUUCAGACUCAUGAACCAAGCAUCAAAAAUUACAAGAUUGGCUUAAAAUUGUGGUUUGGUUUUGUUGGUUUUUUAAAUAAACUCUUUGGUUCCUGUAUUGCCUUCUGGAUGGUGAGCUUUGGGACUGGUUUAAUGACGCAUUUUCAGGCAUUUUACAAGCGUGCCAAGGGCUGGAACUGACACAUUUCUUUUUAAUAGUGAUAAACUGGAACAGUGAUAUAAUCUCUUGACUUCUGUAGCUGGAUUUAAGAAGGACACCAGGCUUUGUAGAACACUGCCAGAACUGACAAGACUGUCACUUGUGACCCAUGCCUGAGAAGGUUUGGAGCAAUAUCAAGAGUUCAGCAAUGAAGGGAGCAGGCCUGUAAAGGGCUAAACUCAGGCAUUUGGGGUGCACGACCCAAGGGCAAUAAAGUCCUAAAAGUUCAAGAGAGGCAUUUACAUAGCACUUAACCUCCACUUCAAGGGCUGCAGCACGUCUUAGGUAUUUGACAAUGUACAGGCAGAAUAUCCAGCUCCAAGUGCACUGAACAUCUCCAGCCAUGGGAUGUGUGUUGGGUGCUUGAGAGCAGGGAGCUGAGGGAAAGCCUUUCUGUGAUCGUGUUGGUGGCAACUUUCAUGGCUUUCAUCUUAAUUUCACUUUUUCUUACAUGUUCUUUGGACUUUCAAUUAUUUAAAUAUUCUCUCUGUGAAUAGAUUGCCUCAUUUAUAAAUUAUCUCCUUUGAAAAGUAGAGACAGAUCUGUUGAUAGUUAUGUGGGGGAUUUUAAAAAAUAGGAUUGGAGAUCUUCAUUCCUCCUAAAGAAACAAAAUUAGCCAAUUGAAUCUGGAAUUUAAGUUCCAUGCUUUUUUAAAUGUCACAGAUUUUAUUAUGUUCUUCUGUUAUGACAGUUUAGAUUCACUGAUGUUUUUAAGUACUUUGGAAAAAAUUGUUUCAGUGAGUUUUUAUCAGCAUUUAAUGCUGUCUAAAUCCAAUUAUUAGUUUUGUGUGUGUAAAUUAACAGAUAACAAAAAUGGGGCUGGUAGGGAUUCUGACUUAAGUAUUAACAUACUUCAUUACUUGGAGUUCAGGAGAAACUCCAUGCAGCACUGAAGCAAGCCCACGAGUGUGAGUGUGUGUACACAUCUGUGUGGAUUUAUGCGUGGAUUUGCAACAGAGAGUCCCUGCUCAUUACUUUGUAGCACAGGAGAAAAGAUAUGGUAGCUGUAAACGGAAAACACUCCUACCACUGCUAGUGCUAGUGGCAUUAUUCAAGUGUUCCUCUGUAGUUUGUGCAUAGUCCUGUUUGCAGCUACUGCCUCUUGCAGAAAAUGAAGGUGUGGCAGAAAGUAGCAACAACUCUGUCUUUUUAGUCCUGUGGUCCCUAAAGUCAGUGUAACAGCUGGAUGUGCUGUGUCAAUGUGCUGUUUUUCAGGUUAACUCGUUUGCCAUAAACCAGUGUCUUGAAGUUUUAAGAAAGACAAAAUAUUUAACAAGACACCAAAGAAAAUAAAGUUGCCAUUCUGAAGCAAGUGUAGAAGGGUCCCAACUGUAGGCAGGCAGACCAAGGGCUCUUUGCAAAGGGCCUUUGUCUCUCAGCAUCUCCUUGACCUCACCUAAAUACACUGGGAGUGAGGCAAAGGGGAUGAAGACGGAAAACUAAUCCAAUGUCCUUAUGACAUCUUCCAGCUUUACUUUACAUGCUACUUUAUAAAUACAAAUAAAACAAGUCUUAAUCUUGGGAGAGCUCAGUUCCUCAGUUUCCAACAAUCCUCCUGAACUUCCAUGAUAUAACCAGGGCACACCAAUACAUAUAGGCAUUAUCUGUUGUCUAAUGAGAUAAGUCUAUGUGGAGGCAUAUUUUGGUUAUAUCACUCGAUAUUUAGCCUAAAUGUAUAGGCUAAAAGCUGUUAGGGCCUCCUUCAUGACUGAAACCUCUCUGCCACUGAAUGCAAAAUGUUUCUCCCUGACUUAGAGUAGUCAUCUUCUCCCAGUACCCUUGUCAGACCUGCUUUUCUGAUGGACUUCAUAGUUUCCUUAAGCCAUUUUGUUUCAGAGAUGUUUUGUCUUCCAAGAUCAGGGAUUCUGAUCAUCUCACACCACUUUAAACCUCUUGUGGUGGCUGCUGAAGCCAGAAUAGAUUGUGUUCAGAUCUUGUGUUCAACUCGGGGGAGGACUUGGCUCUAUAGAGAGAUGAGAGCAAAUUCAGGUGCAGAUGAGUUACUGCAUAAAACUGGUGUCACAUGAGAAUCGAAGCUGGCCUCAUCAGGAGGCACUGCAGCAGAAACACUGUGAUGAAAAGCUGUUCCCAGAAUCACGGGGUGUGUAGUGACAUGUCAGGCAGCUCACUGGCACUGUAAUGAUACUAGGCAAUGGUAAAGAUGUCAAGAGUGGUUUAAAGAAAGUGGGGCAAGCUGCUGUGCUCUGGCAUUGUAAAUUUAAGCUGAGUGUGCUUCUUGGGAAAGGGGACUUAUGACUGUUGAUGUGUCCUGCAAAAUAAUACCUAUACCAUGGUAUCCUGUGAAAUCAGGAUACAGCACCACCGCUUCCAACUCUUCAGUGCACCUCAGAGUGCCACCUCAUGCCACAGAGAGGUAAUUCUGGUCACUACCCUGAAGUCACCAUCCAGUUAAACCAUUAAUUUUUACUUUAUUUUUACAACAGAAGCAAGGACCGAGCCCAAAGGCCCAGCAGCCACCCUAGGCAGCAUUGUGUGACCUGGUGUUGCCUCCCACAGGCUGUGGAGCCACACAGAGCUCCUGAGCCUCAGCCUGCUCUGGGUGUUGGACUGUUACAGGUCUGUGUGGUGUGGCUCCCCACACGGCCCUGUCCCCUGUACUGGGGAGCAGAGCUGUGCCAGGAGGGCUGCGGCAGCCCAGCCCCACCGCCUGGCUGAGCAGAGCUGUGGCUCUGCACUGCUUCCAGGUCUUGGUCCUCUGCAGCUGCAGCUGGGCUGGGAUUUGAGCACUCACUUGUGCUCGCACUGGGUCUGGAAUGCCAGUCAAGCUGACAGAAGCCGUGCACAGGGUGCCACGUAGAGCUCAGCCAAUACCCACUGCACCCAGAACUGGAAUUUAAAUCGUGGUGUCCACAGGACCACUCAUGUUUACAGGGCUCCAACUGAGUCCCACUGAUGCCAGUCUAAAAAGGCAUAUGAGUGGACAAUGCAGCUGUUUGAGACUUGUUUUGUUUUUUAUUUUAACUGAGUUCCUCUGUCUGCAAGGCCCAUAAGCUCUCUGUGCUAGAUAUGUUUACUCACAGCUCUGUGUCACCCUGUUGUAAUACCAUUGAAAGACCCUUCAAGUAUAGAUAGCACUAAUUUCCACUCCGUUAUUUUCUUCUCAGAAUUCAAAGGAAGGUCAGAUUCUGAGGUGAAUUUAAUUGUUUUAUUGAACAACAGCAACUACAGUGGACCAAAAUUUGAGAUAAGCAAAUGUAAAAUAAUUUGGCUCAACUGGUGGAAUUCAUGGGACCAAAUUCUGCUGUCAUGUGGCAUUAGUGCAAGUCUUACCGAGCUUGCUGAAUACUGUUUUUCAAAGGAGAAGCUGGAUAACAAAGAUGGCAUAGCCUUACUGCAGCUGUGUAUAUUAGGCCAGAACUUGAGUUCCAUUAACCCAAUUAAUUAAUGGAAUUCCAUCCAUUUUUGUUCUGGCUGGGCACUCGUCUCAGUGAAAGUAGUUCAGGGUCUGUGUACUAGAGCUGGAAUAACUGCAAGCAGAUUUUCUCUUCAACCAGACCAUGUGUUGACUCAGCCCUGGCUCAGGGAAACCACCACUGACAAGUAACAACGUUAUGGACACGGAGAAGCUUUGACCCACUGGCAGGAGACAUUUACCCUUGAAUUUAUGAAAGAAUUGAAUAGUGGAUAGCAACACAAAUAUUUUAUUUAUAACAGAGGUAGAGUACAAGUUCUUCAGCUGCUGUAAACUGGUAAAGGAGUACUGACUUCAGUGGAGUACAUCCAAUAUGCACACACCAAGGAGCAAACCCUCUAAUCUCAGACUAAUUUUUGCCAGUAUAUCUCUAUGCAGAUAAACUCCAAAGCUUUUAUCAUCAUGCCUUUUUACUGAUCAUGCCAUUGAAAUGAUUAACAUACCAUAAUCCUUGCCUGUGAGGAAAUAUUGUACUUUGCAAAGCUAUGCAGUGUAGAGCACAUCAUAAAACUGCUUUAGACCACACAGUCUGGAGAUGCAUUUUCAGAAACAAGAUGAGCAGAGCAUCUUUUGAUCUGAUGUCAAUUACACCUCACUCUGCACUUCCACAGCUGAGUUUUUCAUACAGACUGAGUGACGGCUGCAUGUCUCUGAUGACUGUGGGCCAAAGCCUCAGCUGAUGUGCCUCUAAGUAGCUCUGUGGAUGUCAGUGCUGAUUUACACCAACUGAAAACCCAGUCCUCUACCUUUUCAUACUGUGCUGCAUGGCCUAAUGCAGCUUUAUAAAUGCACACUGAGGCUGAGCCUGUAUUGAACUAUUCUGAUUCAGCACCAGAUAAUCCCUGCUAAAAAACAUUGGAGGGUAAUUUCUGCUUGCCAUCUAGGCUUGCAUAUGUUUUGGUUUUAACUAAAGGCAUGUUGCAAUUUCAUUACCUCCCAGUUUAAAUAUUUACUGCCAUCAGCAUUAGCUUGCAUAGAAAAAUGGCAAAUAAAUUCAAACAUGUCAUAAAUGCUCUCAGUCUAGAGAUGGAAUCUGUUACUUUAGUUCAAAGACAUUGCAGCAGGCUAAAGUGGUUUUCUUAAGCCAGUUGGGUUCUGUACAUUUAGAAGUCAUGGCAAAUAUUUAUUUAGGCCCAAUUCUGCUGUUCUUCCCCUGAGCAUCCUGGUGAGCAGGUUGCUCCACUAAAGUCCACAGAAUGAACUGUGUGAAUUGGUGCUCAGCACAUAGAUUGCAGAAGCAGGCACUGAAUAUGUCAGGUUGCUGCAAUCAGUGGUUUAAUUUUAGCCAUAUGUAUCAUUUGAGGACACUUAAAAAUUAUGUACAUUUUAUCCAAACUGACAGUCCUUGUAUUUCCAUAAAAUAUUGUAUAACUUACUCCUGUCUGUAUUUUUGACAUCUCUGGAUUGCAUAUCUUCUACUGAAUCUUAAAUACUGUUUGGUUUUUUUAAACCCACAUUCAGAAGGUCUAGGACAUAUCAUCCCAGAAUAUAAAAACAAGUCAAAGAUCUGGUGAUGUUUUGGUUUUGAGCUCUCUUCAGCUUGGCUGUGGUACUCCCAGAAUUUUUGGAAUGGCUCAACUCAAUUCAAGUUUCUUCCUGUCUUUUGAAAAAAAAAAAAAAAAAAAAAAGCAAAAUACAACUAAAGUUUAGGAAAAGCAAUCCCAGCAAACUUGGUGGCUGUUUGCUCUUUCUGGCUGUCCUGAUUUUUUAACCCUGCCAUGUUGGGAGUAGUCUGGUCUGUGGGUUCUCUCACCCACCAUUUCUGGCUGUUGUGGCAAAUACUAUUUUUGUUGCUUUUUUUUUUUCUUUUGUGUGUGUGUGUGUGCGUGCGCAUGUAUAAUUAACCAAAAUAUCAGGAAAAUUUAUAUAUGCUUUCUUCUGGUUCCUGGAAAUAGAGCAACAUUAUGACCUUAUGGUCUUCCAGCAAAAGUCAGAUUUAAUUUCUGCAUUGCAGUGCAACUUAAUUAGCUAUUGGAAUUAGAUUAUGGUUUACUAAAUGGCCUUUUACCUUACGUUCUUAUGUUCUUACUUUUUAUUUACUAUUGAAGUAGCCUCUUCUUUUUCUCAUGUGUGCAAGUAUCAUAUCAAUAAUCAUUGCAAUUCCACAAGGUGUCUUUGUUCUGAACAAGCAUGUUAUCCUUGUAAAGUUUUAAGUAUAAGUUAAGAUGUUUUGUACAGACCAAGGUAACUGUUAAACUGUCAAGCAAUUACUGAAAUGUUGUAUAGUUAUAAAAGUUUGAUUUCUUUUGCUUUAUAUGUAUAAAAUUGUAUCUUGCCUGUUUUGCUUUGUAUUUUCAACGUGUUGCACAAUUAUGCAUUUUGUUUACAUUUGUUCCUUCUUCAGAAAAAAAAAGAAAUAACAGUAAUACUUUAUGUACAAACAUUUUAAAUGUACUUUUGUUGUUUUUAAACACAAUGUCUCUGUAUAAAUAAUAUUGGUUGAACUGGUACAUUCGUGUCUCUCAUAGAGGGAUUAAUUAUACUGCCAGUGCAUUGAAUUAUUUAAA